GCCAGUGAGCAAGCGUACACUUCACACUGCCAUCCGCUCCAUCGACCAGCGGUGGCCGGCGACGCCGCCACGGUGCUCGUCCCCUACCAGAAGCGGCGGCGGCCGGAGCGACGGAGAGCGUGUGUUCCGGCGACUGAGUUGAGGAGGGGCGCUCGCCACCUGUUCGACGGAAUGGCUACGAGGCGCGACGGCAGCAGCAGACGCGAGGGACUCACGGCCGAGGAGGACGGCGGCGAGGACUGGCUUAGCACCCUCCCGGACGAGAUCCUCCACAAUGUCCUCUCCUUCCUGCCAGCGCACGAGGCCGUGUGGACGUGCGUGCUCUCCCGCCGCUGGCGCAACCUCUGGAGGUCCGCCCCCGUCCUGCGCAUCAGAAACGCAAAGAGAUGGGGUGGUAUGGCUAAGUUCGACAAGUUUUUCAACAAUCUACUGCUCUUGCGCGACCCGGUGCCUCUUGAUGAGCUCGAGUUCCAAACCGUAUUGGGCAUUUGCAAGUUGCAUCCACUACAACCUUCUUUCCGCUUGCUUAAGUACGCUAACACAUGGAUCAGGCAUGCGCUAAUGUGCAAUGUUCGGGUUCUCAGAGUCCUCGUUCAAUAUCAAUAUGAUCUACCCCUGCUGAAAGUCAACAUGCCUCUCAUCUCUGAACACUUAAAGACCUUAGAGCUUAGGCGUGUACUGCUGGACAAGCGUGCUCUGGAUUUCUCAAGCUGUCCUUCACUGGAGGAACUUGAGAUGAAUUUUUGUGGGAAUUCCACCACCAACAAGAUUUUCUCACAGUCACUGAAGCGUCUUUGCAUCACCGAUGGUCGGUUUACUGACGAUCUGUCAAGCUUACCUGCAUUGCAAGACCUUGAGAUGGAAUCAUGUGGAAUUUGCACCGAGAAGUUGGUGUGCCAGUCACUAAAGCAUCUCUGCUUCACUCGAUGCCACUUCGAGGAGCCCACACAUAUUUCUGCCCCAGGUCUUAUUUCGCUACAGCUGAAUGAUAUAUGGGGCUGGACUCCUUCACUUGAAACCUUGCCAUUGCUAGUAACAGCAUCUGUCAAGCUUGGGAAAGAGUCAAUGGGUUGCUGUUCGGAAUGCACAUUUCAUCCUGGUACAUGUGCUGAUUGUGAUGGUGAUCCUGAUAGCAGUUUCAAGUGUGAGUUUCUCAGAGAUCUGUCCAAUGCUGUGAAUUUGGAGUUAGCAGCUGAAGAUGGAAUGUGUAUGUUCAAACAAGACUUGACAUGGUGCCCCAGAUUCAGCAAGGUAAAGACUUUGCUUCUUGAUGGGUGGGUUGUUGGGCAUGAUUUCUAUGCUGUUGUUUGCUUUCUCCAACACACACCAAUUCUGGAGAAGCUCACCCUUCAGCUUUGUGAGGGACAUGAACGUAUGGUGGAAAUUGAAGAAAGUAGCAGAUCAGUGGGACGUAUGGUUCAGUUUGAGCACCUUCAAACAGUCGAAGUCAGAUGUUUAAGGAAUGAUGAAUGGGUUCACAAGAUUUUGAAAAUCUUGAAUACCUAUGGGAUUACUCCAGACAAAAUCACCAUCCAGAUCCAGAUGUCAUGUGGGGACUACAUAUGACUGGAGACCAGUAGGUGCUGUGAGAGAUGUAUCAGCAACAGUUUUGGCAGUGGAGAGUAUAGUUAAGCGUUCUGAUUGCAGUUCUUAUAGAUAGAUUUGUGCCUAGUGAGUUUGUAACGAGAAUUGGAGAUGUGUACACUGAUUGACUUUGAUUGUAUCCAUUCUGGUUUUUAGAGUACUAGUAGUUUAUUAGGAAGUUGAACAAAUAAAUGAAUCAUUGGCGACUUGAGUACAUCCCUCCUGAACUGGCCCGUACUUUGGCAUUCAUUAUACCUAUACUUUCAACAUCAUACUCUUCAAUGAUUCUGUUAGGAGAAAACACAGCUCAUUUAGUUCUCGGGAGCAAGUGAUAAUUUCUACAGUAUAUACUUUUAUCAACUGCAAAGUCCCUU
Oryza sativa Japonica Group (Japanese rice) is the source of this 1958-nucleotide messenger RNA. The record is from RefSeq and is a predicted model, not a curated record. NCBI's taxonomy places the organism in Eukaryota, Viridiplantae, Streptophyta, Magnoliopsida, Poales, Poaceae.